UCGGACUCCCGGCCACCGUACUUACCAGGGGGGAGGAGGUGGGGAUAGAGCAUCCAAGAUGGCGCUGCGCUCAGUUUGCGCCGCUGUGCUGCGGACCGGGACAGAUUUAGGGGUCAAUAACGCGAGGACAAUUGUUACAACAGCGGUCCUGGGCAGGCGGGUGCCUCCGCUGGGCCCGAUGCCCAACGAGGAGAUCGACGUGUCGAACCUGGAGUCUCUGGAGAAGUACCGCAGCUACAACUGCUACGUCAGACAGGCCGAGGAGGCCAAGAACGAGCGCGUGUGGUGGAAGACCUACAGGAGCUACCUGGAGCAAGCCGAUCACGGAGCCGAGCGGGUGGACAUCGGGCUGCCGUACUGUCGCCCCAGCAGGACCAAAGAGGUGAAGGAGAGGAGGCAAGCGAUGCGGGAAAACAAGAGGAACGUUGAGUUGGAGAGGGCCUCCCGUCUUCGCACCUUGAAGAUCUCCUUGGAUCGGGUGCAGCAAACCUGGGAGAAGACCGGCAGACCGUCGGACGUGAAGAAGCUGGCCGACCACUACGGGGUCUUCAGGGACCUCUUUCCAAUGGCGUAUUUUCUACCUCAGGUCACCCUGCGCGUCAGCUACAGCCAGGGCGCUGAUGGCCAAGUGCAUCAUGGGAAUCAGCUGACACCUGCUGAGGCAGCGUCCGCCCCCCGGAUCAGCUACGAGGCAGAGGAGGGCUCCCUGUGGACGCUCCUGCUCACCUCUCCAGAUGAGCAUCUUCAAGAUAACGAGGCAGAGUACCUCCACUGGCUCGUGGGGAACAUUCCAGGCGGAGACGUGCGGGCCGGAGAGGAGCUGUGUCACUACCUGCCGCCCUUCCCUGCCAGAGGAACGGGCUUCCACCGCUACGUUUACAUCCUCUUCAAGCAGGAGAAACCCAUCAGCUUCCAGGAGGACGUCCGCCCGGCGCCGUGCCACUCCCUGGUCGAUCGCACCUUUAAGACGAUAGAUUUCUACAGAAAGCAUCAGGACGACAUGACGCCUGCAGGCCUGGCCUUCUUCCAGUCCCAGUGGGAUGAAUCUGUUACCAGCACCUUCCACGACACACUCGGCAUGAAGGAGCCGGUGUACGAGUUCAUCAGACCUCCGGUCUACCACCCUCCACAAGUCAGGUUUCCUCACAAGAAGCCCCUACGCUACCUGGAUCGCUACAGAGAUGGGAAGAAGCACACUUAUGGCAUAUACUGAUCACGAGAAACGCGUGCAGUUGGAAACUCAUAAUCUUGGAAGUGUGGAAUUGGAUUGGACUAUUUAUGUUCUUAGCAUCCUAAUAAAGCAUUUCCCAAAUGUG
Molecule: messenger RNA, 1316 nt
Organism: Fundulus heteroclitus (mummichog)
Lineage: Eukaryota; Metazoa; Chordata; Actinopteri; Cyprinodontiformes; Fundulidae
Gene: mrpl38
Product: mitochondrial ribosomal protein L38
Exons: 9
Coding region: 59-1213 (384 amino acids)
Cellular component (GO): mitochondrial large ribosomal subunit
Source: RefSeq, a predicted model, not a curated record